Messenger RNA from Magallana angulata, 498 nucleotides. RefSeq lists its product as uncharacterized. NCBI's taxonomy places the organism in Eukaryota, Metazoa, Mollusca, Bivalvia, Ostreida, Ostreidae. The transcript is spliced from 2 exons. The record is from RefSeq and is a predicted model, not a curated record. Bases 1 to 498 code for a protein of 165 amino acids.
AUGGAAAUAGAUGAAAUAGUCCCUAAAGUAGGUCGAGGCUUCAAACCAAUCCCUAAACCGCGUAAAUCAAUUCCUAAGCCCCGUUGUCGAAAAAGCGGUAGUGACGGAGAUAAGAAAGGUUCUUCCAAAGACACUGUAUUUUGUUGUGAGAAUCCAGAGAAAAGGACCUCUAGCGACAUUAUUGAACUUGAACCAAUCCCGAAAGACACUAGGAUCCAAGAGAAACCCCGACGAAGCGGAAGAAUCGCAACUCGCAAAUUGACCAGUAACACAGGGACAAUUUCGACUAAACUAGCACAACAAUUACUUGGAGAGGAGAAAAAUGAAGAAUCUCCAUGGACCAAAUACUAUCGACCGGACCCAGAGCUGGCACGUAAAUACCUGGAAGAGAAGGCCGCGAUGUCUAUGCAACAGAGGAACGCAGGAGACGCUCCGCGAGAAGUCGCCUCGCCAUCCGCGCCGACCCUCUAUCCACGGGUGCCGAUGAUGGAUGAAUAA